CGAAGAUAUAUAUCAUUUACUAUGUAAACUAGAGAUUGCCGCGGAUCUUUCCCCAAUGCUGCGUCCCGUCAAAUAGCCCUGGAGGAGGUCGAACUGCGAAUCGACUGACAACGGACAACGGACAACGGCCCGACAACCACAACCGAGCAACGCGCGAGAGACUUGCAAGGCCAGGAAGGAUUAGCAGACAAUCGCCCAGGAUGGCCGCCGCGGCCCGACUCUUCUUCGCCUUGCUCGCCUGCUUCCUCGGUCUCGGAAGCAUCGGUCAUGCGGCGACGGACCUGUUGCCGUCAGAGCUGCCGAGCUGCGCCUUGAACUGUAUCCUCCUGGAAUCCAGCCACACAAACUGCGCCAUCACGAACCAAACUUGCUUGUGCGCGGAUCGAGCUUUCAACAACGUGGUCGAGACAUGCGUGACGGCCAAGUGUACAGUCAAGGAAGCGCUAGUUGCCAAGAACGAGACGAUGUCGGCCUGCGGAGUGCCCGUGGAAGUGCACGACGAAGUCUUUCAGUAUCUGCGCGGCAUUCUCUUCGCGCUGCCAACGUUCUUCAUCGUCGUGCGGCUUACCAGCAAAUAUUUGAAGCUGUCACAAUGGGGCCAUGAUGACACGACCAUUGUGAUCGCCUAUGUCGUCCUCGCGGCGUUCAUGCCGGCAAACUACCUUUUGGCCGAAUCCGGCGGCGCCAGGGACAUAUGGACGCUCACGCCUCGAGAAAUCACAGACACACUCCUGAUAGUGUACAUCUUCGGCAUAUGCUACAUAACGUGUCUCGCAGCCAUCAAGGCCUCCAUCCUCUUCCUCUUCCUCCGCAUCUUCCCUGAGGGAAUGUUCCGGAGGGCCCUGUGGUACACGCAGGUCUUCAACCUCUUGCUGUUGAUAUCUUUCCUAGCCGCCACGAUCGCGUCCUGCCAGCCCAUCGAGUACUUCUGGAUCGGGUGGUCGAAGGAGACGGAGGGCAAGUGCUUCGACGUGAACUUGUUUAGCUUAUGCCAUGGCGCCAUCAACGUCGCGCUAGACGUGUGGAUGCUCGCGCUGCCCAUGUCGCAGAUCUACCACUUGAAGAUGGACCAGAAGCAGAAGACGGGCGUGAUGCUCAUGCUCGGCGUCGGAGUCUUCCUUGUGGCAGUCAGCGCCUAUCGUAUACGGGCACUUACAACAUUUGCGACAUCAUUUAACGCCACAGCCAACGCGUACCAGACCUCCAUCUGGUCUCACAUCGAGCUCUGCGUGGGCAUCUUUGUGGCCUGCCUACCGAGCACGCGCCAGCUCUGGGGCAUGGUGGUCCCCAGGAUCGUCAGGGUGACGCACGCCUCGUUGACCAGAUCGGGCAAGGGCUCCUUCGCCGCGAGCCAGGCCUUGCGCUCGACACCAGGCGGCGUCGGCGACGACAAGCCGUCGCGCUUCAUAUCGGACGAGCAGUCGUCGGUUUCUCACCUGCUGCACGACGGCAGCGAGAUCGGCCUCAACACCCUCGGAUACUCGGCAUCGGUGCGCGCAAAGGCGGCGAACCGCACGGUCGUGAUCGAGGCGUGGCCCAGGCCGAAGGGCUCACCCGAAAGUUGGAAAAGCAGCUCCGGAGAGAUAGCAACGGUGCAGGAGGAUGGAAACCAUUACUAUUCGGGGAAAGGGGUGCUCGUGUCAAGAGACGUGACAAGGCAUGUCGAACUGGGGGAGGAGCCGAGGCAAACGGAGCCGCCGCGACAUAUCGGGUUUCACGCCGUCGAUGGCAUUGCGAGAUCACCGCCGUAGUUUAUAGCCGGGCUGCCUCUGCCAGUGAUCACGCUGGUCGUGGUGAUGAGAGCACCUAGAAGCCUCGCCCUGGGCGUUACACUGGCUGCGCAUAAUUUAGUCCUAAUCCACCUCGCCUCCGCCUGCAAGUCUCCAACUCUUCAAACCUCGUAGGUCCUACUAACCUCGUAGUUCCUACUUGUCGACCAUC
Colletotrichum navitas is the source of this 1941-nucleotide messenger RNA. RefSeq names its product CFEM domain-containing protein. The transcript is spliced from 8 exons. The coding region runs from base 201 to 1751 and encodes 516 amino acids. NCBI's taxonomy places the organism in Eukaryota, Fungi, Ascomycota, Sordariomycetes, Glomerellales, Glomerellaceae. The record is from RefSeq and is a predicted model, not a curated record.